This is a messenger RNA of Biomphalaria glabrata, 5919 nucleotides long. RefSeq names its product major facilitator superfamily domain-containing protein 4A-like. The record is from RefSeq and is a predicted model, not a curated record. The transcript has 12 exons. Gene Ontology annotation, biological process: transmembrane transport. Bases 524 to 2272 code for a protein of 582 amino acids. Lineage: Eukaryota; Metazoa; Mollusca; Gastropoda; Planorbidae.
GCACACAGGUCGCGUCAACGACUGGUUCAGAUGGACGCGGAGACGCGCGGGUCGUCUCAGAAGGUACCACGUUGACACUGUGGGGCUGCCGUCGUGUGGUUACAGCAGCAACUUGUGCGAUAGUUUUACAAUCACGUUGAGGUGGAAGAGAGAAAGAGAGAGACCUGAAUGUGUGUGUGUGUGUGUGUGUUACGUACACCGUCUUUGGGAAUUCAAUGCUGACAUAUAAUAUCGCCAUCAAGUUUGUCUUCAGUUUCUUGAUGACUAUUGGGACAUGUAACUAUUAAAAAAAGAUUCACGGCACUGUUGCUGAGGGCAUCUUGCGAGACAUUCACAUGAUGUCUUAAAGUCUUAGACUAUUCAUUUAAGACAGAGCACUACGCAUAUGUUAUCCAUACCCUGACUAACUCUCCAGUCUACAACAACUAUAUCUCAAGCUUACUGUACACAUAAACACAAAUGUUAAAGACAAUAUUCCUGUCUCUGUCUAGUCACAUCACUGUUUAGAAUUGAACAGUUCAAAAUGAACUCUUCAGGCGCUAGCGACAUGAGUAACGGCGCUGCCACGAUAGAUGCUGAGCCCAUCAAGCACAUCCUUGAAAAAGAAAUCAAGAUGGACGAUGGUCAGUGGCUGGAGCAGACCACGAUCAGCACGAGGGACGAUGCCGUCUCUUUCUGGAAGCUCUUCCUGGACAAUUGGAUCUAUGUGGUCACUUACUGCAGUGUGUUUGGAAGUUUUGGAGUCUGUGUCGGAUUUCUGGGGCCCACGGUGUUCGACCUCGGGUGUCAGACCCACUCGGACUUGAAGCAGAUGAACUGGGUCUUUUUCGUCCAGCUUAUUAUGACACUAGUGGGCUCUAUCACAGCAGGGUGUCUGGCAGACAGAAUUCCGUCUCACAGCCUGAUGUUGUCCGGUGCGGUGGGCGUGUCCCUGGCCAUGUUUGUCAUCCCAGCCUGCAGCAAUCUGGGCUCUUUGAUCUUUGUCUUGAUCUUGAUGGGCUGGUGCAUGGGCUGCCUGGACUGUCUGGCCAAUCUGAAGAUCAUCAUGAUGUUUGGGAAAAACGUGGGGCCAUUCUUACAGGCUAUGCACUGUUCCUAUGGAAUUGGUGCUUUUGUAAGCCCUAUGAUAGCCUCUGCGUUCCUGUUGAACAGGGACUGCACUCCUUACAUCGAUGGAUUCACAAUUGAGACCCCGACCUACAAGGGCAGCUCUGAUAACCAGACCGGAUCGGACAUGAAUACUGUGACAUUACGGAUUCCUCCACAGCCUCACAGAGUCUUUAGAUAUCAACAUAUGAGUCAUCUUCCCAAAGCAUUUUUUAUACUUGGGGGGCUGCAGUUGGCUAUUGCUGGACUAGUAGCGUACGUCAUCUUCCAGGAGAAACUGGGCAAACUCAAACCAAGAAAUUCCGCCAAUGAUCAUGGCCACACAAGUCACAUGAUUACACCUGCUAAAGGUUUCAAUGUGGACAGGAUCGGUGGAUGGUUGCGAGAUACUUGUUGCGCUUGUGGUGGCCGGGAGGUGAUUUUUAUUACACUGGUCACGUGUGUGUCUCUGUUCAUAUUUGAUGGAUUACAGUCCUCCUUUGCUAAUUAUAUUUACACGUAUGCUCACCAGUCUGGAGUAGAAGGCUUACAGAAAUAUGAAGGGGCUGUACUUGAUGCUAGCUUCUGGGGUUUGUUUGCAGCAGGCAGACUGAUUGCCGUUCCUGUGGCUUCCAAACUGACAGCUUCCUUCAUGUUGGUCAUAAACAUUCUUGGGUGUGCGGUGGCGCUGCUUCUUACUAUUAUCUUCCGCUGGAGUCAUGUCAUGAUCUACAUUGGGACUUGCAGCGUCGGACUCUUUGUCAGCAGUAUGUCACCCACUGUCAUGUCCAUGGCGGAACAAUUUAUAGACAUUAAUCCUUCUAUAACAACUUGUCUGGUGGUUGUUGCUGCUUUGGGUGAAGCACUGUGUCCUGUCAUCGUUGGCAAUCUUGUUGUCAGCAAAGGACCUUCUUCCUUCCUUGUGUUCUGUUUCACGUUCAGUGUAGCAGCCAUUUUAUUGUAUAUAGCAUUACUGUUACUUGGAAGACAGUCGGACAAAUUUAAAGUAUGUAAACAAGAAUCUUUUAUCUGGUUGUCUGGGCGACAACUUGUCGUAGAAGGGGAGAGCACGUUUAUCAAGCCAUCAAGUAUCAAAUACUACAGCCGGAUGUCAGAGAGUGAUUCCAAUAUGGAGCUCGGACCCAUGGGCUCUCAGGAUAACUUGACAGACAAACAUGGGGAUUGAUUUGCCCAUUCGCAAUCUAUAUUUUAAGAAGAACUAAGUAAUUAAAUUAUUAUUAUGUUUGUAGGAUUGGUAUAAAAGACACACAUUUAAAACUACACCUGAUUUGAAUAUACAAGUCUUUUUAAAUUUUCACUCCAACGGCCACGUAUUGAUAUAAUGGGGGAGGGGGAGGGGACGAGCAGACAAUGUACAUCAAUAGAAAGCAAUCAAAGAGCAAUGUCUUUUAAUGAUCAGCAAUAAGUUCUAUUUAUAGAGACCUCACCAUUACGUCGUUAAAUUUGCAUUACCUCUUCCAUGACACACAAGCUCUGCUAAAUGAUGGAGAGCUACAAUAUAUAGUUUUGACCGAAUCAGGCAAUAGGAAGUUGGAAUUUUUGUUUUUAAGAUUACAUUGUACAUUAUAAAUUACAGACGUUUCUUCAAAACAGAAGGUGCACUACUAUGUUACUAGUUACAUUCAGUAGUUACUAGCUACCUUCAGUAGUUACAAGCUACCUUCAGUAGUUACUAGCUAUCUUCAGUAGUUACUAGCUACAUUCAGAAGUUACUAGCUACAUUCAGGUUACUAGCUACACUCAGAAGCCACUAGCUAUAUUCAGAAGUUACUAGCUACAUUCAGAAGCUACUCACUAUAUUCAGAAGUAACUAGCAACAUUCAGAAGUUACCAAACUUAAACUUAAUACAAAGUACCUCUGCUUGCAACUCUUCUUGUUCAUGUACUUGCAAUAAGAAACUAUUUAUAAGUCAUCAACGUUUCCUUAAAUCAGAUACUUAUGCUAAAAGGUAGGCCCUAAUACUGCUGCAGUUACAGUCAAAUGAUUAUAUAAAGUUUGGUGAAAUCAAUUUUUAGUCUUGCUCGAGUGGUUUGAAGAUAGAGAAGUAAGUCUUACAAUAAGAAACGGGGAACAUGGAACUUAAAGGAUGAACAUUUGCAAAUGAAAUGAGCAACCAGAGAGUUUCUGGGGUGAACUCUCUUGCUAAUGUCAUCGACAGAGACCCUGCUGUUGUGUGUAUAUAUUAGGCCUUUAUCUCGUGUCAUGAUGUCCAAUGUUAAAAUGCAGGGCCUCGAAAGAGGUCAUGCCCCCCCGGACCCUCAAAUGUUGGGAAAUUCCUACCGACGCCCCUGCUUAAUAGUAAGUAAGAUUAUCGCAUCUUACAAAAUACUCUACUACUGUGCAAAUCGUUUCAAGAAACAAAUGAAAUACUAAUACGCUUGGCUCCUCAAUGAAGGGUAGGUAACUACAUUAUUUUAAACUUAAAGUGUUUAUUAUCAUUUACCUCCCUGGAAAAAGUAAAUAGCUAGAGCGGAGUGGACUUUUUUGGGACGAUAAUUGGCUAGUAUUGUCAACAUAGAUAUUGAUCGAAUGUACUGUUAGCAGGCGAUUUAAGGACUAAUUUGAUUAUCGACUUAAAAAAUCUUCCAUUUUUUAAUUUAAUGUACACACAUGUAUGUUUACUGUGAACAUAUUCGUUUGUGCUUUUAUGUACACAGCGAAAUAUUCAUAUAAAGAUUUGAAAAGCGUUUUUUUAUCAUUUCGAAAUGCUGAUAAAAUACUUUAGGUAUCUGAUGUUUGAUAUACAGCACAUCUAUGUAGGUUUCUUAUGUUUGAUAUAAAAAGCAUUUUAUUUUGUUUAUUCGGUUUAUCUUUCUAUAUACAGUAUUGCUCUCUGUGGAAGGCAAACAAAUCAAAUAAAACCCAUUUUUGACUGUGAUAAGUUCCGAAUCUGGACCUUCUAAUGAAAUGAUGGAAUCAAUUGAAAUAACAUUUAUAUUUUAUGCUUUCAUUUUUUUUUUUUGUUGAAAAGACAGAUCUGAUCUAUUUAAAUAUACGUUUGUCUAUUAAACUCUGAGAUCUGCAAGUCGGUAUUCUAAGCUUAAACAUCAGACAUAGAGGAAAUGAGUACAUAUCAAGAAUAAUUGAGCUGUCUCAAUGAACAAGAAUACAAUAUAACUUCAACACAAUUUACUUGUAAUUAUCUAAAUAUAUAUAGAAGGUGAUUUCAUAUUUCUAUAACGAUUGUCAGAAGUAUUCAAAUAUUAAAAGAUAUUUUGACUUCUCAUUACGUUAGUGACCUAAGUGUUGAUUCCAGUAUCUUUUUGUGCAUUCCAUUGUUUGUUCUUUUCUAAAAAAAAUAGUUUGUGAGUGUGUCUGUGUGCCCCCCCCCCCCCCAGCUUUUCUAUUAUAAGUCUUAAUUUUAAAGUAACUUUAUUUAUUUCCUUUUCCGAGUUGAACCUUUUUUUUUUUCGAUUCCAUUAACUCCUCAUUCAGGCUCACACUAUAUUAAAUCCGGCAUUAUUCAAAUUUCUUUCAAACCAUUCCGCAUGUCCUCAAGUCAAUUAUUUGGAUUUAUAUUUUAAACAAAAAAUGUUUAUUACAGCAAAUCUGGUUGUUUUUACCCUCCAUUCUUUCGUUCGUCACUAAUGGUCAAGACAUUUAGAAAAAAUAAAUUUUGAAAAAAAAAAAAAAAAACGAAAAAAAAACCUCCUAAAGCAUCACACCAAGCAACGGAUCGCUCAUCACAUCCCUGGCAUCUUUCUCCUGUAAUAACAUCAGCUUUAAAAACUAGGUCAGUGAGUUAAUACUGCAAGUUACCGGAAGUAAGAAUAGGGCAAUACUCCAUUAAAAAGAUGAAGAAAGAUUUAACAAAAUGUGAUGCAGUUACAGUCGGACGAAUACUAACAUAUUAAAAAAAGGAAGGGGCAGCUUUUUUAAAACAUAUAAUGCAAUCCAAUAUAUAAGACAAAUUUUAGGUUUCAUGUCUGUCCGUCUGAAUGUUAUUUAUUGAAAUCAACACCGUUCGACUAAUAAUAUUACUUAGAUCUUUACCGAGUCCUUUCGAUUAGUUUGAACCCCCCAAUAUUAACCGAGGAGCCCUAAAUUAUUUGUAUUAUUCGUAUACUUGUUUGCCUUGGCUUUUAUUGACAUUCUAAAAUCAAUCUGGGCAAUGCCGGGCAUUUGUUCUAUUAACUUCCUCACCUUGGAGUAUAUGGAUUCAUGCAACUUUGAAGUCUGCUGACCGCACUACCCUAUGUGUACAGUGUCUGAAACAAUUUGUUGUCCUUGUAUUACUACUUACCAUUUACCUAAAGCCGUUCCCGUGAUUGUGAUAUACUUACAUUGACUAUAUACUUUGUAACUGAGUCUAUUGAUGCUUCUAUUUCUAUAUGUAUACAUAUUUAUUGCUUGUUUUCUUUAACCAGUAUUCAUGUUUUGUAGAUCGUAAGGUCUGAAAGGGGAACAUUUUUACUUUGACAUGUCUAGUAACUAGCGUGUUUUCUCUUGAACGGUUUACAUUUUGAAUUACGAUAUUAUAGACAAUGAUUUACUAGAAAUAUUUUUUUUCAUAAGUUUUGUAAUAUUUAUGUUCUAUUUAUUCUUGUUCAUAUUUUUUCUAUACAUUCUUUUUUUUUAUAUUUAUGUAUCACAUUUAUUUUUAGAGACGACAUUAAGAGCUUGUCUAUGAAUGUUCACUAAAUAAAAUACAAACAUUAUAAAUUAAGAUGAUGGCGUUUAUUAUAGUGGUAACUUAUGGAAGCAAACUAUCUGUAUAUUGUCAAUGUCUAACACAGUACAAUAUAAAAAGGAUAUGAUUUAAAACAGAAAAUAUGUUCUAUUUUAUUAAUUUGUUAUCAUUUAAGUUUUAA